Molecule: messenger RNA, 6488 nt
Organism: Cinclus cinclus
Lineage: Eukaryota; Metazoa; Chordata; Aves; Passeriformes; Cinclidae
Gene: GAB3
Product: GRB2 associated binding protein 3
Exons: 10
Coding region: 402-2189 (595 amino acids)
Source: RefSeq, a predicted model, not a curated record
GGAGGGCUGGCCGUGUCAGUGAUCAAUGUCAUGACUUCUUCCGCGGGCUGGAGCCGCAGCAGAACGCAUCUGAAGGAAGCUGAUUGCUGCGGGUGCGAACUGGCUGGGACAAUACACAAAGACGCGCACCCGCACGGGCGGACACACGCCCGCACACACCGGCGCACACACGCGCAUCCAGGCACACGCACACUCACAUCCCGGCACACGCACACUCACAUCCCGGCACACGCACACGCCUCCCCGCACACACAAGCGCGCACACACGCACGGACGGACACACAUCCGCGCACACACGCACGGACGGACACACAUCCGCGCACACACGCACAUAACAAGCACGCACGCACGGGCAGCCCGCACCCUGGCUCCCGCUCCGCCGCUCCGCGCCCGGGGGGAAGAUGAGCUCGGGGGACGUGGUUUGCACUGGAUGGCUCAUCAAAUCACCCCCCGAGAGAAAACUCAAGAGAUACGCCUGGAGGAAGCGCUGGUUCGUGCUGCGCAGGGGCCGCAUGAGUGGGAACCCGGACGUGCUGGAAUACUACAGGAACAACCACUCCAAAAAGCCCAUCCGCAUCAUAGACCUCAAUGAAUGUGAAGUGCUGAAGCACUCAGGGCCCAACUUCAUCAAGAAGGAGUUUCAGAACAACUUUGUGUUCAUUGUGAGAACCACCUACCGCACCUUCUAUCUGGUAGCCAAGACUGAGGAGGAGAUGCAGAUCUGGGUGCACAAUAUCAGCCAGAUCUGUAACUUUGGACAUCUAGAAGAUGGCACAGGUUCUGUGGAGAGCCUGUCCCACACGACCUCAUCCCCACAGCCCUCACCAGCCGCCUCCACCCACACCUCCCGCAUCGCCGACCCCUCCUUCUCAGUCGACCACGCUGCUGCUGAUGCUGCUGCUGAGGAGACCCCCAGCGAGUCCGAGUCAGUCUUCCUCCCUGACUACCUCUUCCUGUCCAACUGUGAGUCGGGCAAGCUCAGCCACAACAGGUGUGACAGCUGGUCAAAUUCAGACAGAUCUCUGGAGCAAACAUCAUCAGACGAGGUUUUUGUUGACUCCUUGCAAUCCCAGCCCUCCUUGUACUUUGUACAGCCAAUCAGUGUUGGCACUGUGCACCAGGUUGGAGCCCCAGUGGCAAAUCCCAGCAUUGUCUCCAGGAACACAGACAUUGGGAGGCCAUCCAGUGACUUUUCCUCCUCUUCUCCCCUGCUGGGGACGCCACUAACACCAACGUUUCAGAUUGACAAGAGCCAAAAUGCACUGCCCUACGGUGUAACGCAGCUGGAUGUGCUGUCCAACACACCCCCACCACGGCCACCCAAGCCAACCCACUUCUCAGACAGGAGAGGAGAUGAGGUGGCCCUCCAGAAUGGGCACGCAGGGAUCUGCCAGGCUCAGGUUGCUCUGGUGCCCAGAAGGAUCUCCUUGUCCAGCUUGGAUAACAUGAGGAACUGGAAAGCAGACAUGGAAGGCAGUUCCCUAAGAAGUCGAGAUAAGAGGCUUAGCUUGAAUUUGCCGUGCCGGUUCUCCCCGCUGUACUCGACGGCUGCGGACAGCACGGAGGACAGCUACAUGCCCAUGCGCCCCAGCACCUCUCCCUCCGCGCCCGGCUCCGACUGCUCCCCCGACGGCUACAUCCCCAUGAGCCCUGGCUCGGCCACCUUCACCUUCCCUGUCAUCAGCACUGAAAAACUCACCAGCCCGUUGCCUGAGCUUCCCUCCGACGUGGAGCCCCCCCCCGUGAACCGAGACCUCAAGCCUCGCAGGAAGGCACGACCACCUCCUCUGGACUUGAGGAACCUCUCCACAAUCCGGGAGCAUGCUGCUGUGACCAGGAUGUGGACUGUGCCUUACAAUCGAAUGAGCUUUAUCUCACCAGAAAGAGACAGUAUUAAUUCAGCAAGAAUAUUUGCCAAUUCAGUUUCCGGAGAAGAGGAAGAAAGUUACAUUCAUAUGGAGCAAAGACAGGCCACCUCUCCAUACAGUGGUGUUUUUCCAUGGACAAGGAAGUCUAACCUUGAUUACUUAGCACUGGAUUUUAACUCUGCUUCCCCAUCCCCUGUGCAAAAGAAGCCUUUUCUGUCCGAGGAACAGAGAGUGGACUAUGUCCAGGUGGAUGAACAGAAGACUCAAGCUUUACAGAACACUAAGCAGGAAUGGACAGAUGAAAGACAAUCAAAAGUGUAAAGGAAGAAGAUUUGGAAUCUGGAAGGGAUAUUUUUUUUUUUUUUGCACUGGAACCACAAUGUUAAUGAAGCAGCUAUCACAGUAGAGCUCAAAGGCAGAGAGAGUUGUAAGAUGCUUCCAGUCUAUAGAGGCAUUUUUACUGGAAACCUUUGAUUUCAGCUGGAAAAAGUAUGUUGAGUGAGUGGGUGGUUCACUGAUGACUAAAGUAAUGCAUUAGACUUUUUUCCUGCCCUCACCAGUAUGCUACAUGGUACCAUUUUCUGGAAUUAUUCUCCAACGAGUCAUACACUUAACGAAUCCACUACAAGUCCUAUUAAUCUAAUUCAUCCUGCCUUCUCCUUCUGUUGCAUAAUUCCUAAUUGCUAAAGCUAUUUUUUGACAUUCCUACAAAUGCUGCAGGUGCUCAGAGUGCUUCUAUGGCAGCAUGCAUCUGACAGGUUUUGGUGACUAAUCAACUAAGGGCUAAAAUACUGAAACAAUAAAAAACUUUUUGAAUAUAUAGAGCUUAAGAAAAGAGAAUUUUGAGAAGUAUUUUUCCCCUGGGUUUAAAAGGUCUGGCUGUGAGCUGAUGCUGUCAGAACUCAAAACAGGACUAUGUAUCCAUGCAACUGGAAUGCAUGGUCUUUGACCCUCUGGAUGAUGGUCAUUGUAUUAAGCUUCUUCCCUCCAUUGUGGCUCAUACUUGUCACUCUUCUGUCUGAUUCCUACUGAUGUUUUCUCCCCUGUCUUGGGAAGUGUCUUUGGCACAGCACUGCUGCUCUUCUAGUAGGAGGCUGCAACCACACAGUUCUUGGCUGGCCGAAAAAUAGAAAGGGAAGCUGUGAUCCUGUUCCUGCAAGCCUUGAGAGAACUGGCAAAGGAUCAAGACUGCUUUCAUCUGAACAGCAGAAGAAAUGCCAUUGGAAUUGCUGGUAGCAGUCGUCAAUCUGAUUGUUUCACUAGACCCACCCCAAAAUAAAGAGGAGCAUUAGGAAGUGCAGUGUGCUCUGAGAGAGCCCAAGAGCCUGCCAAAACAGCACAGCACUGUGCUCAUGCAGUAUUGAGGACCUCUGAGCUCAGGAAGAUUCUCUACCUUGGGACUGGUUACAGGCACUGUCUCAGGAUGACAUAUGUGUAUAGUUUAUAAGAUAACUUUGAACACAUGGCUGCAGUCUUUAUUUUACAGUGGCACACAGCCACUUGACUCAUGGAAGUAGGCAGUGAUGCUGAGUGACCCAUACUGGAUUUGGUCUCACAGGUUUUGCUCCUGUAGGGGAGUCCCAAUAGCCAUAAGAAGUCUGAUCCUGUCAACAUGGACAGACAGACAGGACCCUUAAAAAAAAAUUUCUUCUUUGAUAGUGCCAAUUCGCUGGCCUCCUUUCAUGUGCCUGUUGUUACCACAUUGCAUUGCUGUAACCUGGCAUCCUAAAAAUUCUGAUCUAUGAAAUAGAGGUCGCCGAAAUGUCAUUGCAGAAACCACUGGCAUUUCAAGGCUCCUCCACAACUUCCUCCCUACACCCUGUCUGCUCUGAUCAUUCCGGCACUCUGGGAGGCUGAGUCACACGUCCUGGCACAUAGCUAACAGAAAGAGUUUUCCUCCUACCUCAAGAGUGCUGAAGGGCUUGCAAGUCUCACUGCUUCUUUAGCCCAGCCCCUGGGGAUCUGUGGUGACCAGGAUCUCACUAGGUUACACUGCAAGAACGGGGUUCACCAGCGCCUUCACUGACUGGGGCAAACUGGGUGCCCAGGCCUGCAGGCAUGAAGUGUCCUGGAGUAGAGCCACUUGGAAAACCAGGGUUAGUCCUGCAGAUAGCUGACUUGCUGUUCCCUCCUGCUCUGCUCCCCCACCUCCCCCAAAGCUCUCAAAUGAAAAUUGAUGUUCAUAAAACUUUGAAAACAAUUGCCACUUUUCCAUAUAUAUACCUUGUCCAUAUAUAUCUCGGUGUGAAAUGUACCUUGUUAAAACCCAACUGUUUUGUCCUCUAACUGAUUUAGCAGAGCUGUGAGUACCCAUGCCCUGGGAGUGAUAUUGGGGCAGGGCGUUUGGGGAGACGCAGUGGAGAUCUGCACCUGCAUAGAGGUGUCAGAGAGAGGGAAGCAUGGAAGGGACAUGGAUACCGAGUCCUUUGCCCUUCUGCUCAAAAGAAUUGCCUUUCUUUCAAAGUGCAAAUAACACAUGUUGCUGAAAGCUCUUGGUAUGCACAGAUGCACUGAAAGGGUUAGAAGUCCAGCUAAAAGGUGUUUUGAAUUACAGAGGCUCAGCCUCCACAAAGGGUGAGUGAAGUUAUGUUCUGCUACUGCAGAUCCUGGAUUGUGGAGUGAUGGCAGUGCAGCCUCUGGUGCGGAUCAGAACCACACACAGAUCAGCUCCUGUUGGACUGGAGUGCUUCCUUUCAUGCUGUCAGAAAAUCUUCUGAAGUGGAAAACUACCACAUUAUUGAAGACAACUGACUCACUUGGUAUUCCAGUUUAUUGUAAAAAUAUUUAAACUUCAAUAAACCUUGUUAACAGAUCAUUCAGAAGUUUAGAGAAGAAAGAGCUGUAUCAGGAUUUUUACUCCCCUAAAAAGACAUAAACUUAUAGCUUGGCAAGGACUGUCCUUAGAUCAGAAUGGCCCCUUUCAACUUCCUAUGUUCCCUGCUUGCCCUCACGACACUCUUAUCUUGACCAAAUGCUGCUCACUGGUUUCUAACUUCCACUUUUAACUAAGAGCUAAGAUUGAGAGUUUAUUCCAAUUUUUCAUGUAAUGUCUGUUAAUGCCCUGGCUGCUCCAGGGCCCAUGACAUACAUUCUUGUGCAAGCACAAUACAUGAAACAGGAACAAUUAAUAAAUACUGGGGGAAAAAAAAUUUAAAAGCAGAGCAGUCCUUCUCAAAAGCUUUUUUUUUUUUAAUUUUGUUUUGGUCAAGCUCCACAGUACUUCAAAGACGGUAAAGAGGAGCAGGUGUGUAGGAGGAGGGCAAAGGCCAAAUCUGCUGUGGCCACUUUGUCACUAAGGAUUUGGGUGUGAAGGGAGCUGAAGCAGCCACAACUGACAAACCUGUGGGCCAGUACUCUUAGAGCCAACUGGUGGGAGUGGAGGAGUGUUACAGAGUAAAAAGGAGGUACUGUUUAGUUAAGUUUGUUUAAAUCCUAAUCCCUUGGCCAGGAGGAAAGAAAACCCAAAAAAUGAGUCAGCUUUUGACAAUGUCAUGUCUGAAAAUAUAGCCCAGGUCAGAGCCCUUGGUCAGUAUUGGCUCUGAGGCCAGCCAGGUACACUCCUGUUGGUGUCCUCUUUUUGCCGUGAGUCUGUUAUUUGCAUGUAUUUUUUUUUUCAAAAGAUUGGUGAGAGCUGAUGCACAGAGGUGUCCUGCACCUAAAUGAGCAUAGAGUGGCCAGUGGUCCCUUAGCAAACUCUGCUGAGGGAAUUGGCAUUGCCCAGCCCAGGUAUUGUAGUGCCUUCUCUAGCACUGCUCCCCAUUAAAAAUGAGGAGAGUGCUAAAUGAGCAGAACACUUUUAGUUCAAUUGGAAAUGUCAUGUUGUGUAGCUGCUGGAUGAAGCUUGGUUGCAGGAUGACAUGGAGAACAACCAAGCUCAAUGGUUUGAGUUGUGUGGUUAUUGUUGGGGCCAUCAGUGGUUCCCACCACUGAUGUGUUUAAUAUGGCCUUACUCUCUCCUUCAGUGACCGCACAUUUGACCAAGACAUAGCAGGUCAACAACUCAUUUGAUUUUUGGACUAAACUACAUUUUACAUUUAUAAUUCCUUUAUGACAGUAGGCAGCAUUAAUUUCCUUACUGGCAGAAAUGAGCACUUAACCUGAGAAAUGCCAGCAGCCAUGUACCUGGAGCAAAGUCUUUUCAGCCAGCUCACUUUGCCAGUGGUAGCACCUGCUUUCUUCAUUGUCACUAACUACAUCCUAGAUGUAGAUUUUGGAGUUUUAUUCACUUGCAGUGAUUCCGAAGUUUAGUAAUACAAAGACCAUCAGAUGCUGUGAAGAGAACAAAGUAUAGGGCAAUGCCUUCUCUUUGUCCCCCUGUUCUGCAAAACUUGCUCAGGUUUAAAAAAAGUUAAAGCCACCAAAAUAGCAGACAUUUGCCAUGUCAAAGCCAGGAUAUUUUUUGUUUUCAAAUAAAAAUAAAUGUUUUCUUGUGCAAAUGAAGCAUUAUACAUUUUUUUUGUAUCUGUAAAUUUGUAGGGAGGCAUUAAACAGUCAUCUCUGUUACAAAGGGACAAGUCGUUGCUAGAGGGAAGGGGCUCACCUUCCUCAUGUUUCAUUGUAAUGUUUGGUGUAUAUAUUUGCACAUUAAACUGUAUCUUUUUUUCUAAUAAAUUAAUAUAA